GAUUGUGGUAAAGGGGGUCCUUAAUGCAUUAUGGCUCACGCAGCAUCGCAGCUCAAGAAAAACAGAGAUUUAGAACUUAACCCUGAAGAAGAAAAUGAGAAAAAGCGGAAGCACAGGAAGAGAUCCAAGGAUCGUAAGAAAAAGUCUGACACCAAUGCAAGUUACCUACGAGCUGCCCGUGCAGGAAACUUAGAAAAAGCUCUUGAUUAUUUAAAGAGUGGAGUGGACAUCAACAUUUGUAACCAGAAUGGGCUGAACGCGCUCCAUCUCGCCUCCAAAGAAGGCCACGUAGAAGUUGUUUCGGAGCUGAUACAGAGAGGUGCCAAUGUGGAUGCAGCAACAAAGAAAGGAAACACAGCUUUGCACAUAGCAUCCUUGGCUGGGCAGACCGAGGUGGUGAGGGUGCUGGUUACGAAUGGGGCCAACGUCAAUGCACAGUCGCAGAAUGGCUUCACACCGCUGUACAUGGCAGCCCAAGAAAAUCACCUGGAAGUGGUUAAGUUUCUUCUUGAUAAUGGAGCUAGUCAGAGCCUUGCCACAGAGGACGGCUUCACCCCGUUGGCCGUGGCUCUCCAGCAAGGUCACGACCAGGUGGUUUCCUUGUUGCUUGAAAAUGACACAAAGGGGAAAGUACGGCUCCCUGCUCUCCACAUCGCUGCGCGCAAGGAUGACACCAAGGCAGCUGCGUUGCUGCUGCAGAAUGACCACAAUGCUGAUGUGGAAUCCAAGAGCGGCUUCACACCUCUCCACAUAGCGGCCCACUAUGGAAACAUCAAUGUAGCAACGCUGCUUUUAAACCGCGGGGCGGCUGUGGACUUCACUGCCAGGAAUGACAUCACACCGCUGCACGUGGCAUCCAAAAGAGGGAACACCAACAUGGUAAAGCUGUUACUUGACAGAGGAGCGAAAAUUGAUGCCAGAACAAGGGAUGGCCUGACCCCUCUGCACUGUGGGGCACGGAGCGGCCAUGAACAAGUGGUGCGGAUGCUGCUUGACCGUGGGGCCCCUCUUCUUUCCAAAACAAAGAACGGCUUGUCUCCGCUGCACAUGGCGACCCAAGGGGACCACCUCAACUGCGUCCAGCUUCUGAUUGAGCACCACGUGCCAGUGGAUGAUGUGACAAAUGACUACCUGACUGCACUUCAUGUGGCUGCUCACUGCGGCCAUUACAAAGUUGCAAAGGUCUUGUUGGACAAGAAAGCGAACCCCAAUGCCAAAGCACUGAAUGGUUUCACACCUCUCCACAUUGCCUGCAAAAAGAACCGAAUUAAAGUGAUGGAACUUCUGCUGAAACACGGAGCAUCUAUUCAAGCUGUCACGGAGUCGGGGUUGACUCCAAUCCAUGUUGCUGCCUUCAUGGGACAUGUAAAUAUUGUUUCACAGCUGAUGCAUCAUGGAGCUUCUCCCAACACAACCAAUGUGAGGGGAGAGACGGCCCUGCACAUGGCUGCCAGAGCUGGCCAAUCAGAGGUGGUCCGAUCCUUAGUUCAAAAUGGCGCUGAGGUCGAAGCUAAAGCCAAGGAUGACCAAACGCCACUGCACAUCUCUGCACGUCUGGGCAAAGCUGAUAUAGUCCAACAGCUGUUACAGCAAGGAGCAUCAGCAAAUGCUGCUACAACUUCAGGGUACACACCACUGCACCUUUCAGCCCGAGAAGGACAUGAGGACGUCGCAUCCGUCCUUUUGGACCAUGGGGCAUCCCUAAGUAUCAUUACCAAGAAAGGAUUUACCCCUCUACAUGUGGCAGCGAAAUAUGGCAAAAUGGAAGUUGCCAACCUUCUACUUCAGAAAAAUGCUUCUCCAGAUGCUGCUGGAAAGAGUGGUUUAACUCCACUGCAUGUCGCAGCCCAUUACGAUAACCAGAAAGUGGCCCUUCUCCUUUUGGACCAGGGAGCCUCCCCUCAUGCCUCUGCAAAGAAUGGUUACACACCGCUGCACAUCGCUGCCAAGAAGAACCAGAUGGAUAUAGCAACCACAUUGCUGGAAUAUGGUGCUGAUGCCAAUGCGGUGACUCGACAAGGCAUUGCUCCUGUGCAUCUGGCUUCCCAAGAGGGUCACAUGGACAUGGUGUCCUUGCUUCUCACCAGAAAUGCCAAUGUGAAUCUUAGCAACAAGAGUGGCCUGACUCCACUGCACUUGGCGGCACAGGAGGACAGAGUCAACGUGGCAGAAGUUCUUGUCAACCAAGGAGCUGUGGUCGAUGCACACACCAAGAUGGGCUACACCCCAUUACACGUUGGGUGCCACUAUGGAAACAUAAAGAUGGUCAAUUUCCUUCUGCAGCAGUUUGCAAAAGUGAAUGCCAAAACAAAGAACGGCUACACCCCCCUGCACCAAGCAGCUCAGCAAGGGCACACCCACAUCAUCAAUGUCCUGCUCCAGAAUGGCGCAUCCCCCAACGAGCUCACGGUGAAUGGGAACACCGCCCUGGCCAUCGCCAAACGGCUUGGCUACAUUUCUGUCGUCGACACGCUGAAAAUAGUGACGGAAGAGACGAUGACGACGAUUACUGUCACAGAAAAACAUAAAAUGAAUGUCCCGGAAACAAUGAAUGAAGUUUUGGACAUGUCUGAUGAUGAAGCAUGUAAAGCGAAUGCCCCUGAAAUUCUCAGUGAAGGCGAAUAUAUUUCAGACGCUGAAGAAGGUGAAGAUGCGAUGACAGGCGAUACGGACAAGUAUCUCGGACCCCAGGAUCUCAAGGAACUGGGGGACGAUUCUCUGCCUGCGGAAGGCUAUGUGGGCUUCAGUCUGGGGGCCCGGUCUGCCAGCCUCCGCUCCUUCAGUUCGGAUAGGUCCUACACCUUGAACAGAAGUUCUUACACUCGGGACAGCGUGAUGAUUGAAGAACUUCUGGUGCCACCAAAGGACACGCCCCCAACGUUUCCUCGAGAAGUGGACUCCGAUUCCCUCCGGCACUACAGCUGGGCUGCAGAGACCUUGGAUAGCGUUAAUCUUGUUUCCAGCCCCAUUCACUCCGGUUUCCUGGUUAGCUUUAUGGUGGAUGCCCGGGGGGGCUCCAUGCGUGGCAGCCGCCACCACGGCAUGAGGAUCAUAAUUCCGCCACGCAAGUGCACAGCUCCCACCCGCAUCACUUGCCGCUUGGUGAAGAGAGCCAAGCUGGCCAGCCCUCCACCGAUGGUUGAAGGAGAAGGAUUGGCCAGCAGGCUGAUUGAGAUGGGGCCUUCGGGGGCCCAGUUCCUGGGUCCGGUCGUGGUGGAAAUCCCCCACUUUGGAUCGAUGCGGGGAAAGGAGAGAGAGCUGAUCGUGCUAAGGAGUGAAAACGGGGAAACUUGGAAGGAGCAUCAGUACGACAGCAAGCCUGAGAAUCUCACUGAGCUACUGAGCAGCAUGAACGAAGAGCUGGACAGCGUAGAAGAACUGGAGAAGAAACGCAUCUGCAGAAUUGUCACCAAGGAUUUCCCUCAGUACUUCGCAGUGGUUUCGCGGAUUAAGCAAGAAAGCAACCAGAUUGGUCCAGAAGGAGGCAUCUUAAGCAGCACAACUCUGCCUCGGGUCCAGGCUGCCUUCCCCGAAGGAGCGUUGACCAAAAGAAUACGAGUGGGCCUCCAGGCUCAACCAGUGCAGGACGAAAUGGUCAAGAAGAUCCUUGGCAACAAAGCCACCUUCAGCCCCAUUGUCACCGUGGAACCCAGAAGAAGGAAAUUCCAUAAGCCCAUCACUAUGACGAUUCCGGUGCCACCGCCCUCAGGGGAAGGAGUGGCCAAUGGGUACAAAGGGGACACCACGCCCAGCCUCCGACUGCUGUGCAGCAUCACAGGAGGCACUUCACCAGCACAGUGGGAAGACAUCACAGGAACCACCCCCCUCACCUUUGUGAAUGAUUGCGUCUCCUUCACAACCAAUGUUUCAGCCAGAUUUUGGUUAGCAGAUUGCCAUCAAGUUCUUGAAACUGUUGGGUUUUCCACACAGCUGUACAGGGAAUUGAUAUGUGUCCCAUACAUGGCCAAGUUUGUCAUUUUUGCCAAAACUAACGAUGCUGUGGAAUCCAAUUUGCGUUGCUUCUGUAUGACAGAUGAUAAAGUUGAUAAAACUUUGGAGCAGCAAGAGAAUUUUGAAGAAGUUGCAAGAAGCAAAGAUAUUGAGGUUUUGGAAGGAAAAUCGAUUUAUGUGGAUUGUUAUGGGAAUCUAGCCCCUUUAACCAAAGGAGGGCAGCAGCUUGUAUUUAAUUUUUAUGCUUUCAAAGAAAAUAGACUGCCAUUUUCUAUCAAGAUCAGAGACACCAGCCAAGAGCCUUGUGGUCGCCUGUCCUUUCUGAAGGAGCCAAAGACGACCAAGGGUCUGCCCCAGAUGGCGGUUUGCAACUUGAAUAUCACUCUGCCGGCACACAAAAAGGAAACAGAAUCAGAUCAAGAUGACGAGACGGAGAAAACAGACCGGAGACAGAACUUUGUGUCCCUGGCUCUACGUAAGCGCUACAGCUAUCUGACUGAGCCUGGCAUGAUUGAACGGAGUGCUGCAGCUGCAAGAUCCCUGCCCACCACCUACUCCUACAAGCCAUUCUUGUCCGCAAGACCGUUUCAGUCCUGGGCAGCGGCGCCUGCGUCUGUGCCGGGACAAAGCAAAUCUGGCUUCACCUCCCUGUCAAGUUCUUCUUCUAACACUCCAACAGCUUCCCCAUUAAAGUCAAUCUGGUCGGUUUCCUCUGCUUCGCCAAUCAAAUCCGCGUUAGGAGCCUCCACUACAUCUUCAGUUAAAUCUGUUAGUGACGUAGCUUCUCCGAUUAGGUCAUUUUGGACCAUCUCCUCGCCAAUGAAAGCCGCGGUCUCGCAGCCUCCCUAUAAUAUCCAAGUCUCUCCCGGUUCCUUUGCCAGAGCCGCUGCCGUAACGGACGCCGCUAGCUCAAAGGGGCUGGUGUCGGCUUCUGGGUCCCCUGCUCGGACAUCUCCUGUGACGACAGCUGGGUCUCUCUUAGAGAGGUCAUCCAUUACCAUGACGCCGCCAGCCUCUCCCAAAUCUAACCUUAACGUGUAUUCUUCAAGCCUGCCAUUUAAGUCCAUCAUCACAUCAGCAUCUCCUCUUUUACCUUCACCCUUAAAGUCGGUGGUGUCUCCUGUUAAAUUGGCAGUUGAUGCCGUUUCACCCUCUAAAGUCACGAUGGCUUCAUCCCUCCCAUCCCCUGUGAAACACACGGCUGGACACGCAGAGGCAGCCCUGGUGAACGGCUCCGUCUCGCCUUUGAAAUACCCCUCCCCUGUCAGCGUAAUCGGUGGCUCCAAGGCCACCGCUGCGUUUCAAGACAAGAUGGUGGCCACAGCCGGUUCAGCAAGCUGUGCUGUCAAAGCAGCCGCUGACACAGUGGAGAAAAUGUUGCCUGUGACUCCUGCAAAGCCAUUUUCUCCCCUCAGGUCGCACGUGUCUUCGGCUCCAUCCGCCUUUCAGUCAAUAAGAGCGCCUUCCGCAGGGGUCCUCUGUACGCCUCUUGGGUCAGUCUCGGCAACUACCUCGUCAGUCACCUCGUCAACCAUCACGGUGCCAGUAUAUUCUGUAGUCAAUGUUUUGUCUGAACCAGCACUAAAGAAGCUCCCUGAGACACCUUCCCUGGUCAAGUCAGCAGCUGCCUUGCUCUCGCCUCUUAAAACAUUGACUAGAGAGACAUGCCCCCCACCUCCCUUUAGCCGAACCUCAUCUCCUGCCAAAUCAUCUUUGUUUUUAGCACCCUCUGCUCUUAAGUUGUCCACGCCAUCUUCUUUAUCUUCUAGUCAGGAGAUACUAAAAGAUGUGGCCGAGAUGAAAGAGGACCUAAUGAGAAUGACAGCCAUAUUGCAGACAGAUGUAAUGGAGGAGAAGGCGUUCCAGCCAGAACUCGCCAAAGAGGGUAGAAUAGAUGAUGAAGAACCUUUUAAAAUUGUUGAGAAAGUGAAAGAGGACUUAGUAAAAGUUAGCGAGAUACUGAAAAAAGAUGUCUGUGUAGAAACUAAAGCGUCAGUCAAACUGUCCCAGAACGAUAAAGGACGCUCCUCUGAGGAAGAAUGGGUAGAGUUCAGUGCAGGUGAGAUUGAUGAAGCAAGACGGCAAGGCAUGAUCAUCCCUCCUUUAUCGAUCCCGGAAAAGGUGCAAAUCAAAGCAAAGGCGGUAUCUGAAAAGGAUUACAACUUGACCAAAGUGAUUGAUUACUUAACGAAUGACAUUGGCAGUAGUUCACUGGCAAGUCUGAAGUACAAGUUUGAGGACGGGAGAAGGGAAAGUGAAGAGAGGCAAAAAAGGGUUUUGAAGCCAGCCAUGGCACUACAAGAACAUAAACUUAAGAUGCCUCCAGCCUCUGUGAGGCCUUCUACUUCUGAAAAGGAAUUGUGCAAACUUGCAGAUUCCCUUUUUGGAACCGAUACCAUUUUGGAGUCUCCAGAUGACUUUUCCCAGCACGACCAAGACAAAAGUCCUUUAUCUGACAGUGGCUUCGAGACGAGGAGCGAGAAGACCCCUUCGGCCCCACAGAGUGCGGAAAGCACAGGGCCAAAGCCCCUUUUCCACGACGUCCCCAUCCCUCCCGUCAUCACGGAGACGAGGACAGAGGUGGUCCACGUUAUCCGCAGCUAUGAACCUUCCUCGGGAGAGGGUUCUGAGCCCCCUGCGGAAGAGCCACCGUCCCCCCAGGUGGGGGGCACUUUCACGGAGCUGCAGCCCCGGCCCAACGCGGGAUCCAUCAAGGAGAAGGUGAACGCGUUCCAAGGGAAGGCCAGCAGCGAAGAUGAGGACCACAAGUGCGCCCUGGGUAAAGGGGUCCGUGUGAAAGAAGAAACCCACAUAACGACCACCACCAGGAUGGUCUACCACAAACCUCCCUGCACCGAGAGCUCUUCAGAAAGACUGGAGGAAACCAUGUCAGUUCACGACAUCAUGAAAGCGUUUCAGUCAGGACGAGACCCUUCCAAGGAGUUGGCAGGUCUGUUUGAACAUAAGUCUUCAGUUACACCAGAUGCUAGCAAACCCACUGAAAUCUCACCCCAGCCUACAGAGAAGGACAGCAAAAUGAAACCCAAACUGGAGCGUAUAAUAGAGGUCCAUAUCGAAAAAGGUAAUCAGGCUGAACCUACUGAAGUCAUUAUUAGAGAGACAAAAAAGCAUCCCGAGAAAGAAAUGUAUGUAUAUCAGAAAGACUUGCCUCAAGGUGAUUUGGAAAAGCAGGACGCCCUUCCUUGUUCAGGUGAACAAGGUCAGCAAGAAGAAGAAGAACUUACAGCUGAAGAGUCGCUUCCUUCUUACGUGGAAUCUUCUAGAGUAAAUACUCCCGUCUCCCAGGAAGAAGACAGUCGCCCUAGUUCUGCCCAACUUAUGUCUGAUGACUCGUACAAAACCCUGAAGCUCUUGAGUCAACAUUCAGUAGAGUACCAUGAUGAUGAGUUGUCAGAACUAAGAGGGGAAUCGUACAGGUUUGCCGAGAAAAUGCUUCUCUCAGAAAAGCUAGAUGUGUCUUACUCUGAUACCGAGGAGUCAGUUACUGACCAUGUCCCCCCCCUUAGCUCAGACUUGCAGGGACCUGAUAAACGAUGCAGAGAGAAAGUAGCCACAGCACCCCCCCAAGACCUCCUCACCAAAAUCUCUAAGGAGAUAUCAGAAAAUGGUGUGGGUAAAGUGUCAAAAGAUGAUCCUUAUGAUAAAGUGACAGUGUUGCAUUAUUCCGGAGAUGUUAGUAGCCCAAAGCAUGCCAUGUGGAUGCGCUUUGCAGAGAACAGAUUAGACAGAGGUAGAGAAAAGUUGAUGUAUGAAGACAGGGUGGACAGGACAGUUAAGGAGGCUGAAGAAAAGUUGACUGAAGUAUCGCAGUUCUUCCGGGACAAAACAGAGAAACUGAAUGAUGAGCUGCAAUCUCCAGAGAAAAAGCAGAAGAGAAACGGGAGGGAGGCUGGUGUUGGCCUUAGUUCGGCCAGCAGCAGUCCAGAGAAGGUGACUGAUUCUGAGUCACAAAGUGACUGGACAGGAGGAAGAGGUGGCGGCUAUGCCCAGGAUGGGAGGCGCUGGCCAAAAACAGAAGAGAGGAAGGCAGCCAGUUUGCCCAGCAGCCCAGAGAGGCAGGUUCUCUCUCAGCCAGGCGAGGACUCAAAGGAACCCAAGGGAGUGGCUCAGAAGAGCAAAAUCCCAGAGGCUUUGCCAACAGGGUUCCAGCUGAGGCAAUCCAAGCUCAGCUCCAUUAGGCUGAAAUUUGAACAGAGCCUGGGCUCCAGAAACAAGGAGAUGCUUCAAGAGGAGAAAAGGCUGGAUGUGCCAUCUAAAAUCCCAGUGAAAAGGCUGCAGGACAGCAAGCUCCCAGUCUAUCAGUUUUACUCCCGAGAGAAACAGGCAAAAGAGGUAGAUGGCAUGGAUGGGAAUUUAGCGUUCCAGAAGGAAACCCCUGCUGGCUCCUUACAAGAGGGCCCCAAGGGCAAAGGCAGGGUUUCUGAAGAGGCCUCUCCUGCAAAGGUACCAAGAGCCAAGGACGAAGUACCAAACAAGUACCAAGCACCUGCUUUUGCAGAGCAGAAGGUGAAGUGCCUGGCCCACAGUGCCAGUGCAGCACCUGCCCCAGCCAAGGGGCAUUGGGACAAGAAGAUCUACAGGACGUGGGAAAGCCCUGGGACCUCCCCCCAUCAGGCACAGAAAGAGAAGCUUUCCCACGUCCUUGUUCAGGAUGUAGUCAAGGAAAGUCAGGUGGACCCUCUUGAGGCUAAAGAGAUGGCCAGAUCUGGUGAGCUGAUUACGGUGACGGAAUACGAGCAGAAAGUGUCUGCAGAUGGAUCAGGUUCUAAGGAGGUGAAGGAACUGGCUGUAAAGUCUCCCUCCAAAAAGGUGCUUUAUAGGGAACACCUGGUCAGAGGAGGGGAAUACCCCAGCGAAGUCAGGGACAGGAUGUCAGAGAAAAAGUUGCCCCUGGCUGCUCCCCACAUUCCAGAGAGGGCUUCAGAAGAGAGAGGGACAUUGACAGGUGGCGUUCUUGAGGAACAGCCCCAAACCGCAGGAUGUGAACUCUCAACCAGAGUGCCCCACAUCAGAAGGGACAGGGAAAAGGGGGAGGGACAGCUGGGCGCCGCAGAGCGUGAGAGAAGCAAGGGUGCAGGGAACAGUCCGGCCAGCCUCAGGCAACUCGGCUGCUUCAAACUGAGUCCUCCUAAGGAGGAGGCAGAAUCCUCUCCCAGCAGAUCGCCUGAUCCCUUAGAAGCUAGCCCAGGAAGACCGUCUCCCUCAAAGCAUUUUGACCUGGUGAAACCGUCCCCUUUAGCAGGAGAGGAGGGAGCAAAGGAGAUAAAAACAUUGCCUGUCUAUGUCAGUUUUGUUCAGGUAGGGAGGCAGUAUGAGAGUGAGGUGCAGCAAGGGACCGUGAAGAAAAUUGUGAGUCAGGAAAGUAAGACAGUGCAAGAGACACGGGGGGCAUUUUACACCGCUAGGCAGCAGAAGCAGCUUCCUUCCCCACAAGGGAGUCCGGAGGACGACACCUUGGAGCAGGUGUCCUUUAUGGACAGUUCUGGGAAGAGCCCCUUAACCCCAGAGACGCCCAGCUCAGAGGAGGUGAGCUACGAGUUUACCUCCAAGACGCCCGAUUCGCUCAUCGCUUAUAUACCCGGCAAACCAAGCCCAAUCCCCGAGGUGUCAGAGGAGUCGGAGGAGGAGGCUGAAGCCAGGUCUGCCUCUGUGAAGCAGGCCUCCACCGAUUCACCCCGGCCGGAACAAGGGCUGCCCCAUAACCUGGACAGAGAAACUAACCACAGGCCGAAGGGAAACAGGGUGGCCUACAUCGAAUUCCCACCACCUCCUCCACUGGAUGCAGAUCAGCCGGAGCCGGAAAAGCAGCGCCCCUCCUCUGAGAGCGACAUGGAGAUGACCGAGGUCGAUCUGCAGGAUGAGCUUGAGAAACGCCAGCUGGCAGAACCCGUCAUCCGAGUUCAGCCUCCUUCUCCUGUGCCACCAGCAGAAGACCUAAGCAGCUCCAGCGAUGACGAGUCCUUGUAUCAGCCCGCUCCGAUUAAGAGAUACACAUUUAAAUUGAGCGAUACUGAAGAUGACCAGAAGGGCACCUCCAUGCACAAGGCGCCUGGAAUGAAGGAGAUCAGAGAGCCUAAUGAAUUUGACUCGGGCCUCGACCCACCCCAGAACGAAGUCGCGCCAAAUGGGAACAACGACCAGUCGGUCACCGAGUGCUCGAUAGCGACCACGGCGGAAUUCUCCCACGACACAGAUGCCACUGAAAUCGACUCUCUCGAUGGGUAUGAUCUGCAAGAUGAGGAUGAUGGGUUGGCCGAGAGCGAUUCUAAGCACGCGUGUCCAGCAGUAGAAGCUAAAAAAGAUCUGUGGGUUACGGAAGGCAUCUUGAAACAAACUGAUCGGAGUUUUAGCCAAAGUAAGCUGGAAAUUAUCGAGGAGGAGGAAAAACUUGGCACCGAAGAAAGGAAGCCCUUAUCAAAAUGUCCAGCAGCUGAGAAAAGUGCUGAUAAAGGCGAACAAAAGUCGGGGGCCCAGUUUUUCACCUUGGAAGGCCGACACCCUGACAGGACCGUGUUUCCUGAUACGUAUUUCAGUUACAAAGUAGAUGAAGAGUUUGCCACCCCAUUUAAAACCAUAGCAACCAAGAGCCUGGAUUUUGACCCUUGGUCCAGUAGCCGCGGAGAUGAUGAAGUCUUCGAGUCCAAGACCCGGGACGACGACACCAAGCCCUUUGGCCUUGCCGUGGAAGACCGAUCUCCUGCGACGACCCCGGACACGACGCCUGCCAGGACGCCAACGGAUGAAAGCACUCCAACUAGUGAGCCAAACCCCUUCCCGUUUCAUGAAGGGAAGAUGUUUGAGAUGACUCGCAGUGGCGCAAUUGACAUGAGCAAGAGGGAUUUUGUUGAAGAAAGACUCCAAUUUUUUCAGAUUGGUCCACAGAGCCCAUGCGAACGGACAGAUAUAAGGAUGGCGAUUGUGGCUGAUCACCUGGGACUUAGCUGGACAGAACUGGCAAGAGAGCUGAAUUUUUCUGUUGAUGAAAUCAAUCAGAUUCGAGUGGAAAACCCAAAUUCUUUAAUUGCUCAGAGCUUCAUGUUGUUAAAGAAAUGGGUUACCAGAGAUGGAAAAAAUGCUACAACUGAUGCCUUAACUUCUGUAUUGACAAAAAUCAAUCGGAUUGACAUUGUAACUUUGUUGGAAGGACCAAUAUUUGAUUAUGGAAACAUAUCAGGCACCAGAAGUUUUGCAGAUGAAAAUAACGUUUUCCACGAUUCUGUUGAUGGUUGGCAGAAUGAGGCCUCUAGGGUCAAGGUGGACCCAACAUCUCCAGGACGCAGAAUAAGUGGUGAGCUGCUGAAUCGACUAGAUGACAGCCCUGAUCAAUGCAGAGAUUCUAUUACCUCAUAUUUCAAAGGGGAAGCAGGAAAACUGGAAACGAACGGGAGCUCCUCUGAAUCUACAUUAGAAGCAAAGGCCAAGUCUUUUGUCCAGGACUCUGUGAACAAUCUAGGAAAGCAGGGCGACAAGGAAACUGUGAAACCAAAAAUGCAAAGCUCUCUCCGAACUGAGCAGCAAACAAUCUCAUUAACAUCCCACCAGAAAUCCUUGCAAGAGGCAAACAAGCCAGCAGUUGAUACACCUAAAACCUCUGUGCCUGUUAGCAUGAAAAAGACAAGCUGGAGUAUUUCUGACAGCAGCAAGCCAAGAUCAAAAGCUCAGGAAGAUGAUGGAAUAGCAGCCGUGUCGGAACAAAAGGAGUUUAGUGAGAGUGGCAGUGAAUGUGAGGUUCAGAGUGAUUCAAGUUCAGAUGAAGAACAGAGGAUCGUUACGAGGGUCUAUCGCCGGCGUUUCGUUCUGAAGGGUGAGGAAGCAAAAAACAUUCCAGGUGAAUCUGUUACGCGAGAGCAGUUUACCGAUGAAGAAGGCAAUACCGUCACCCGAAAAGUUACCCGGAAAGUGUUGAGACGUAUUGUUGUCCCACGCGUGAAAAAAACGAUCAGGCAGGGAGAAGGAUGUAAGGUGAAGAUGAAAAAGGAAGCCCGGCAUGCAGAGAAGACGACCUAUUCAUAACAGCCAAACAGUGAACGACUGUGUGCUUUUACUGCCAGUAUUCUAGAGAGAAACUCAAGGAAGAAUAAAACCAACAGGAAUUAUCAAGUCACGGACAAAAGUGUGUGUGUGCGCGCGCGUCUGUGUGUUUGCUGCUUCCACACAUUAACCGCAUGGUUUUUAUGUGAAGAACACAACAAAAACAAAUUUAAUUUAGCAUGAGCCAGUUCUACAAGAGCAUGGAAAUCCACUUUUGUUCACACCAUUGGAGAGGAUGCAGUGGGAGCAGAUACUACGGAUGCCCAGGGUGCUCCUACGGGGCAGCUUCACUGAAGCAGCGCAAGGCCAUCGUGAAACCAAGGAAUUCCUGUUGCAACAGCAAAUUAAAAUGACACUGGAAAAUGGUUCAAGCUAUAGAAAGACACUAAAAAUUAUUAAAAUCCACAACAGUUCGCCUUAUUUUUCUCAGACCCAAACUGUCAGGGUACUAAGAUACACCUGUUUUCGUUUUUUUUUUUUUUUAAAAGACUAACAUUGCUUGUUUCAUUGUAAAUAACACUGUGUAAAUUCUAAGGAGAAGCAGAGGAUCCAGGCUGAUCAGGCGCUGUCUCUCAGUUCACAAACUGAAUAGUGCAUUUGCACUGAACAGAAAUCAGUCUCUCGGAGGGCCGCUACACCUGCCGAGGCAUUCUGGGUGUAUCUUCACAGAUUCUUGUAUAUUUAGCAAUUAUAAUGUUUGUAUAUGCAAAAAUGCUAGCUUGAUUUUAAAAAAAUCUUUAAAAUCUGCUGCAAAUUUAAUGAUUCCUUAGACAGGGAAUUCGGUAGUUCUGUGAAACAAAAGAUUCUCUCUCCAGAGUACUAAUAUUUUGAUGCAUGCGUUCCACCUUAUUUUGAUGAACUCUUUUCCAGUUUUGCAAAUAUUAGAUUGGGACACGACAGACGAGGUCCUGGGGUGCCCUUCAUCGAGCCCAGCGGCUAAGGGGCGCCUCCUCAUUUCAGCUGCAGUGGGUGGGGAGUCGCAGCCCGGACUGGGCGGCCGUUAGAGAGUGUAACCUCUAAACACAAAGCCCUUCAUCUAAUAUUUGUUGUUGUUGCCAAUUUUUUCAGUGGAAAUGACCUAAAACUUACAGAAACCAUAACGUAUACCGUAGUUGCUUUCUGGGAGGGGGUGCUAUCUGUCCUGCUUUCCACUGGGGGAGACGCUUUGCAGCUUUUAGAAGCGGGUGGGUGUUCCUGGGAGCACCGGUUGGGGAUAUUUAAGGAAAAAAAGUUGGGGGAGAGGAAUGAAGGGAGAGAAUUUCUUAGCUAACAGAGUGGCAGCACGCUGUAAAAAUAUUACUAUAUUGUGUCCUGGCUCUAAGAUGUAGAAUCUUUAAGGAAGCCAAUCGUGUAAUCAUCCUAGCAGAUUAAUAUUAGGUUGUUAAGGCUGCUGUGUUUUAAAGGGCAUUUUUAUUUGGGUUUUUGGUGAAAUACUUUUAAUUUGUUAAUUAUCUUCAUAUGAAAACAGGACUCGUUGAUAAUAGCUCUAAUUACAUAUGUAUGAAAAAACCCACCAACACUGGAUGAUCUAGUUGAUAAUUUAAGCAUAAAAUAAAUUGUGUUAACGCACUUCA
Candoia aspera is the source of this 13577-nucleotide messenger RNA. RefSeq names its product ankyrin 3 (gene ANK3). The transcript is spliced from 47 exons. Gene Ontology annotation, biological process: signal transduction. NCBI's taxonomy places the organism in Eukaryota, Metazoa, Chordata, Lepidosauria, Squamata, Candoiidae. Gene Ontology annotation, molecular function: protein binding. The coding region runs from base 31 to 11985 and encodes 3984 amino acids. Gene Ontology annotation, cellular component: cytoplasm. The record is from RefSeq and is a predicted model, not a curated record.